Rotaria sordida is the source of this 2040-nucleotide messenger RNA. NCBI's taxonomy places the organism in Eukaryota, Metazoa, Rotifera, Eurotatoria, Philodinida, Philodinidae. The record is from the annotation of a GenBank genome assembly.
AUGACUUCCCAAUCAACACAUUUCGUUAGUUAUAAACAGCGACAUUGUACGGAUAUAUUUUGUCUUAUUUUAUUCAUUAUUUUUAUUAUUAUUUAUGGAUUUAUAUCAUUAUUAGCAAUAACUCAAGGUAAUCCAAGAAGUUUAAUUCAACCAAGUGAUUCAUUAGGUAAUAUAUGUGGACAAAAUGAAUUUGAUUCUAAACCAUAUCAACUGUACUUUGAUAUAAGUAAAUGUUUAACAGAUGGUGGUCUUGGAUUUGUUUGUCCAACAACAAAAUUAUGUGUUAAUUCAUGUCCAAAACAAUAUUCACAUUAUCAAUCAUUACAAACAAUAGAAAAAGCUGGUUAUCUAUCCAAAAAUUACACACGUCAACAACUAAUAUGUAUGUAUGGUUUUAAUCCAAUAAAUGAUAAUCGAACAAUAAUUGAAUUAGUUAAUAAUGGUCUUUGUGCCCCAUAUACAAUAGAAUCAGAACCAUUUCUUGGUCGAUGUUUACCAUCGAUUUUUAUAAAUUUAUUUGAUUAUGAACAACAUCAAACAUUACAAACAAAUAUAUCAAUUGAACAAAUAAAUACUAAUAUGUUCGGUAUUAAUAGUAUAUCUGAUGUUGGUCGAGUAAUAUUGGCUGAUCUUGAUCGUAUUAAAGAAAGUUUAGCAUUAUUUAUUCUUGUAGCCUGUAUACUUACUUUACUUUAUAUGUUUGCUGUAAAACAAUUUACUCGUAUAAUUGUUAUUCUAACUAUUAUUUUAUUUCUUGUAAUACUAUUUCUAUGCAGUUUAUUUUGUUGGUAUACAAUUUAUACUGGACGAGAUCUUGUUUAUGAAUAUAGUACAGUUGCAAGAAUUGUUAAUGAUUUUAUUAAAUUACGAACAAUUUAUAAAGUAUUUGGUUGUAUAACAACAUUUUUAUUUUUUCUUAGUUUAUUUAUUAUAUGUACUUUAUUUGAUCGUAUACGAUUAAGUAUAAUAUUAAUAGAUCAAGGAACACGUGCAGUUUUUUCUGUUUUAAGUACAAUUAUUUGGUCACCAUUAAUAAUAAUCAUAUAUUUUCUUUUAAUAUUAUGUAUUAUUUAUAUUGAAAUGUGUUUAUCAACAGUUGGUAAACCAAUAUUUCGUUUAAUUGAUAAUAAUCAAACAAUACCUUGUUUACCAAAUAUAAAUUCAACAGAAUGUGUAUUUCAACAAGAAUAUGGUUAUGAUUCAUUAGUAUUAAAUGGAACAGAUCCUAUAACACGUAAUAUUAUUGAAUAUCUUGUUGAUAAUAAAACAUAUCUUAAAUGGUUUAAUAUAUUUGCUUUUAUAUGGUUAAGUACAUUUUUAUUUGCAUUUGAAGAAAUUGUUUUAGCUGGAGUUUUUUCAAAUUAUUAUUGGUCAAAAGAACAUUUAACAAUAUCAUGUCCACUUAUUUAUUCAAUAUGUAUUAUUAUACGAUAUCAUUUAGGUUCAAUUGCAUUUGGUUCAUUACUUAUUUCAACAUUAAGAUUUAUACGUAUUAUACUUGAUUAUAUUAGUCAAAAAUGUUCAAAUAUUCACCGAAAUAUUAUUAUAGAAUUUAUAUCGAAAUGUUUUUCAUGUUUUUUAUGGUUAUUUGAAAAAUUUCUUAAAUUUCUUAAUAAAAAUUCUUAUGUAUUAAUUGCAUCACAUGGUUAUUCAUUUUGUAAAGCAACACGUAAAGCAUUUUUUUAUAUAAUUAAUAAUUGUCUUCGAUUUGCAAUACUUAUACAUUUAACUGAAUGUAUUUUAUUUUGUGGUAUAAUUAUUAUAUGUACAUGUAAUACAUAUUUAUUUUAUCAAUAUCUUCAAUGGACAGAUGAAUAUGAUCAACUUAUUCUUCGUUGGAUACCAAUUGUUAUUAUUUUAUUAAUUACUUAUCUUAUAACAAGUCUUUUUUUUAGUGUUUAUGAUAUGGCAAUAAAAACAUUAUUUAUAUGUUUUCUUCAAGAUUUAGAUGAAAAUGAUGGUUCUAUUCAACGUCCAUAUGUCAUGAAUAAUGAACUUUUAUGUUUAGUACAUAAAACAAACAUUGUUGAAAAAAAAUGA